UCUUAAAAGUAUGUCGAGGGGUAGAUACCUAUUCCAGAUCAACUUUCAACUAUCAGUAAAUAUUAUAGCAGGUCUAGGUAGGUACCUAUAUCUUUAUAGUCGCUUUUGUGGAUAGUUUCUUUUUUCAAAUAAUCGCGAAUGUCUCGAAAAGGUCUUUGACCUAUUUAUACUUCUCAAUGAGUUUCUGUCUCGUAAUUCUUUUUUUUUUCAAUCUGAAUUCAUUUUAAAAUUAUCAAUACAGCAGGAAUUCUUUCCUUUUUAUUGAAAACUUCCCAUCGUCUUUCAAAAGCCAGAAAAUGAGAACGCAAAUAUGAAUAAAUAAACGUUUAGUCGUUGAAAAGCAUUGAAAAAAUCUACAAUUCUCAAAUUAAUAAAUCUGGAUGAAUUAAAUCCGCGUCAUUAACUUGAUUACACGCCAAUGAUUUAUUUCAAAUUGAAAACUAUAAGCAAAGCAAAGAGUCAUUUUGUAAGAUACGAAUGAAAUCGCAACUUCUCAGCGAUUUUUUUCCACACCACGGUUUUCAAUUCAUCCAUCCAAAACGCCAAACUCUUUAAAACUUUUUUUCCAAGCCCUUAUCUGAGCGAGAGAAAAAAAAACUACGAUAAAAUUAACUUUGAAAUUUUCUUUAAAAAAAUCUUAAUUCUUCAGAAAAGCCAUUGAUGUGUUUCUCCUCCUUGAAAAAAUAUCCUUUUGAAAAUCUCGGCGAAUAAAAACACACGUAUGAUAUUCAUUCGUGUAUAAGAUUUGUGUACCGUUUGAUCAUAAUGCCCAUCCCUUUCUAGAAAUCCGUUUUAAGGAGGAGCGAAAACCCGAACCCUUCUAUUUUGGCACGUAAACUUGACCUUUUUAUGCAGCUAACCCGUUACACGACUACUUCAAACUGAAUUAAUUAGCUCGGCUGAGAGAGAAGAAGCGAAAAAAGAAGGAAAACACUCAUGUCGAGACAAUUUUACUUUUCAACCUUCAGUUUAGUUUUGAAUUUUGAAAGAAAAUUGUCAUCAAAGUGCAUACAAAUCGUUGAUAACUAUAUUCGCGCGAUGGUGGAAAACUUCUGAGUGCGAGUUUUUUUUAUUCGCGUGUUUUUUCAACUUGCUGCAUUAUUCGGUUGAAAUAAUUGGAAUAUCUUUCAAAGUUUAUCUGAAUAUUUAUAAUUAGCUGGCUUUUGCGAAUGCUCUUUUAAUGCAUGCGUCUUUUUUCAGCUUAUUCGUGUAGUUCUAGAUGAAGAUAAUUUCUUUAGAUUAAACUUUUCACGCUAUUUUGAUCCGAAAUAAAAUCAAGUGCUCUUACAACUCGUGUAAAUUAAAACUGAAAUUUUAAAUAGGUAUCUAGAUCGAGUGUGCGAAAAAGAAAUUAAGAAAUCGAAUCUAAAUUAAAGAAAGUUACGCUUUGAAAAGUUUUUUUCAUUUUAUUACUUCGCCUUACAGAAAGAAAAAAAAGUAGCGAAAUAGCAUUUUAUUCGAAUCUAUCGAAGUAUUCGCAAAUUGUUUAUAAAACGAUUAGUCGACGAGUGUUUCGAUAGUUUGGGGAAAGAAAGUUGAAAAGUUUUAAAAAAUUGAAGUAGUCCGCUGCAUGCUUAUACGCUUUCGCUUUCGGCUUUUUAAUUUUAAAAAUCGCUUUAUAAUUUAACGUAGAAUUAGUUUAUUAAUCAUUUCUUCUUUUUUUUUCAAACAUGGACGAAUGCGUGGUGGAAUCGUCGCCGAAACGAAUGAAAAUUUCAAACGAGCCAAAUCUAGGCGCUUUGAAUCUAACAAUAAAUUCGGAAUAUCAUCGAACGACACUGGAGAAACCCAGCGAACAAAAUGUCGAUAACAGGAAGUUCGUUCAAACUAACACACUCGAAAUGAAGAAGAAAUUUCAACAAUGGGUUUUGGAAACGUACAGAGAUGCAUCGAAAACAAAAACCAUAACGGCGAAAAAGUACGAAAGAAUUGUGAAAACUCUUCGUGGCGAGAUAAAAAACUGCGCGGAAAACUCGAAAUUUCGAUUCUGGAUGAAGUGCAAAGGGUUCAAACUGGAAUCCGAAGGGGAUAAUAAAACGCUCUACGUUUUGGAUAAAAAGGACGAGGGUAUAAAAUACAAGAAAGUGGCCAUCGUUGAAAAUUUUUUCGACAUCAUUUACAACGUACAUGUGAACGAAGGUGCUCGUGGAAUUCAACAUGCUGGUCAGAAACGAACUCAUAAAUCGAUCACCGAAACGUACGCUUUUCUGCCUCGAGAAGCGGUAACGAAAUUCCUGUUAUGCUGCGUCGAUUGUCAAAAACGAAUUACCGAAGAUCGCAAACAUUCGCCAUUAGCAUCAUCGUCAUCGUCACAUGAUUCGGCAUUACAGAAUAGCGCAAUUAACGAUACUUCGAAUUCAUUAAACGAACUUUCAAAGAAUAAAACCAUUACGCGAGUUGACAAUAAUAUUUUCGAGUGUUACCCUACUUCGAAAACCGAACCGUACGAGAAUAAAUCAACGGACGUAUCGAGUAGUAGAAAAACAUUUGAAAAUAACAAUAACAUAUUUAACGAAACUAAAGACUGCAUUGUAACUCCUAAUGUAACCAUUAACUUUAACUCUAACUCGAAUGCUGCUGAUUCAAUUACGCAACAAAAUACUCUAAUGACACCUAUUUCUCUAAAUGACGAUUUUAAUACCGACAGAAUGAGAAUUAGGAAACGUAAACGAAAAUUUACUAGAAAAAUUGUCAGACCUAGGGUGAAUGUUGAUCCAUGUGACGUGACGUAUGAUCCCAGAGAUUCGGUUGAUUUUCUCACCAGUACUCCGCGUGAAAAUUGUGAUAUUGAAGCCAAUUUUGCAGCUUGUCGAGCAGAAUCAUCCAACGAUAGUUUAAUUCAACGGAUGCAACCACCGAAUGAACAAUGCAUGGAAUUCUUCACUCAAAAAUUCACCGACGACGAUGUGAAAUUCAAUUUAAGCGAAAACAUUGCGAGAUUCGAUGCGAUGGAAAGUAACUCGACAGAAUGUACCAACGAAACAACACCCGAAGAGAAAUCAAAUUUCAACAUUUCAACAAAAUGCUGUCCCUAUUUAAGCAAAAUCUCGGAAAUUAUUUUUAAUCCUGUUAAAUACGCGAUAUCCAGAAAAAGAAAAAAUUGCAUAUCUAUUUCGAACGAAGAAGAUUUUUUGGAACAACAAGCAGUUAAUUUGGUAUUAAAGGCUCAAGAGCUAGGAGCUGUAGAAAGUAAAUUAACUGAAAAUGAGAAGCAACAGAUAUCGCAGAAAGUAUACAACUUGAGGAUUAUUAGUUUUUUUCUAAAUUACGCCGCUGAUUUGAUGUUGAAAUCGUUGGCUCAUGAAAUUUAAUUUUAAUUAGGUCAAUUAUUGUUUUUUGUUAUAGAAAAUUUUUUAUUUUUGGAAAAACUGAGAGGAAACAUUUUAAAAAUAUAUUAGAUUUUUUUAAAUGUAGGUACCUACUGACUUUUUCAUUUUCUGGUGUUUUGGUUACUAUUUCUUAUUUUUUUUAUUUUUUAAUAUUGUGAUGUUACUUGCAUAAUUUGAAAUUCGAGAAAACGACGUGUUAUUCAAUCGCCAAAGACAAAUGAUCCGCAUAAUUAUACCUAAUUACAUAAGAAUAAUAUUCACUGAUUCCAUGCGGAAAAAUGAGGGUAAAAAAUAAAGAAAAUAGCAUCAUUCGAUAUCACAUCGGACGAAUUACGUUACAUGGAAGAAAAUGACCUUCGAGAUCGAAUGAAUUUACUUGUCCCUUUAAGUAUAUCAAAAUUAAUCCGCACCCACUCAAAGUUCAACACUCACGUGAUUUUAGAUUUGUUGCAUCAUCCGAUGAAAUUUUGGAAAAUGUGACCAAAACACUCUUCAUAUUACGUAUUAGAAAUAUUUUAAUUAAAAUUUCACGUUUUAGUACAACUUCGUUAUCGUUUAGUGCUUUACACAUGACAACGACUUAAAUUACACAAGUUGCUUUUGAAGCACGUAUACAAUAGACUAUACCUACCUACAUUUUUUUUCUACAUGAUGAGCAUUCCACUCGACUAAUAAGUUUUGACGCGUGGAAAUUUUACCCAAAAUGUGAAGAGCUCUGAGAAAAGAUACCUAGAUAAUUAUCUAGGUACGUCUUACGAUAUGUACGUCUAUAUAGUGAGUUCAAAAUUUCAGACGCGUUUUACUUUGAAAUGGGUAAUGCUAUCGAUCUGAAUCUUGUGAAUUUAUUAAUGGCAUUGAGCAUUCAGAUUUUCAAAGAAAAAUUCGAUGACUUUUGUUUGAAAAAUGAUAAUCUUCGACCUCUAUACAUAAACAGGGAAAAAAUAGGGAAUGUCCAUUGUUUGAUUUUGAGCUAAAAUUUAUAGAGCAAAACAUGACCACCUCUAGCAACAAAAACAAAAGCAACAAUCGAAAAAUUAAGAUCAUCGACCCAACCGAAGGCAUUUUAACAAAAUACCUCAAAUUUGGGACUUGAAUUCAGUUUGAGAUUAAAUUAGAGAGAGGGAGGUCGACCUCGACUCAAAAUUCGUGGGUGCCCAAAUUUUUAGGAGGGGAUGAAGGCAGAUGAAAAAAGUCGAAAACUAAACAUCAAUUGGAAAGAAAUCAAAAAGAGCAAAGUGGAUUUUUUUCUAUCGAAAGUCAAUGUUUCAGUUUUCAGAGCUCUUCAUAAAAUUUUUAUAGGUGAAUAAAGAUCAAUUUGAAUCUGCAGAAAAAAUGUCUGGUAGUUUAAUCGAUUUCCAAAUUUAAAAAAUAGAAUAGUUUUGUUUAGACUCAUUCAUAAUUUUUCACCUUUACAAGCAAAUGUAAUGAAUGGCUUAUUUUUGUCAAAAGGGGGUAAGUAAAAAAAAUUGUCAAAAAGUCCAUAAAAUGAACAAAAAAUUGUCGUUAUUCUUGGUAACAAUAAAGUAACCUCACCAACCCCCUCCCCAGUACAACCUUUAAAAUGUACAGUUAAUUUGUUUUUUAAAAAGUAAGUAGCCAUCUAAUUUUUUUAAUUAAAAAAAAACCAGUUUUUUAGAAAAAUCAUUUUGGAAACAUUUUUAAAAUACAAUUUUUUGAUUUCUUUCAUGCCUUAAUUUUUUUUUGAACCCCCCCCCCUAACCCUCUGAGAACAUUUUUGCCAUGCUAUUGUGUCGUGGAGAAUCACAUCAUGAGAUAUUUUUCUGCUUUUCAAGUAGAAUUCAUGGUAGUUACGAUGAAAGUACAGAAUAGAUACUUUUUUAUUCUUCUAAAAAUAAAAAUUGAAAAUACACUUUUUCAACAAAUACCACAACGUUAUGUUGAUUUAUGAUGUCAAAGUCAAAUCCCUUUUUACUAUUGAUUCAGCAAUGAAAGCUUGAUUUCUACAAUACCGUCCAGCACAGAUAGAAGUGGGGGAGGGGGGUUUGAAACAAAACUGAAACAAGCAAUAUACCCACUCCCCUUUUCUUGGAAAAAAUAAUCUUAAAAUUGGAAAAAUUAAGAUCUAACUUAAAAAUGGUUUAAAAUUAUGUGUGUAUGUGUGUUUUUUUUGUUUUUGUUUUUUUUUUUUUAAAUGUAACAAAAAGAAAAAUUUUAAAAGGUCACUUGUUCGGCAAUUAUAAUUUUUUUUGUUUUUCAUCUUUGAAAAUCAAUAUUUUUUCCAAAUUAAUGCUCCCUAAACGAUUGGUAAAUAAUUUUCCUUCACGAAACAGAAAACUAUUUACCUAUUUGUUUAGUAAUGAUAAAAUUGCCAAUCUUAUUUGUGGCUCUCCUUGAAAAAGUUGAAAAUCAUCUUACAGGUUCUCCACGACGACCGCAUAAAAUUUUUACUGAAGCUUUGAAAAAUAAAAAUGUAAAAAAAUCAAGAUUUAUUUUUAAAUUUCGAAAAAUAUUUUUUCAAUCCUUUCAAAAUUUUGAAAUGAAGGGAAGAGGGAAAGAAUUAUUUUCUCUCUGGGACACAUUCAUAUUAGAAAUUCAAUUUCAUCUUGAGGUAGGUAGAAUUUUUUUAGUAACUGUUAAGAAUUAAUUUUAAGAUUGGAAAAAAGUGCACAAAAAUUUUUUAUUAAAAAAAAAAUUGAUAAACGUAACAGGAAUUUUGGCUUAAAGUAGGUACCUAAUACUUUUUUAUGUUCCCUUAUUUGUUGUGAGUUCACCAAGACUGCAAAAAAAAAAACAGUCAAACAGUCAUGCAGCAAAAUGACUCAUUUCCUGGGGGGGGGGGGGGGGAGGGGACAACAGUAGCAAUACGUUUUGUAUUUUUUCAUGCUUUCAUAAAUUUCUAAUACUUAUUAGUAGGUAAGGUACCUAUAUAGAUGUAUAAAUAUAAUUUGUUUAUUUAAAACAUCAAAUUUUUAAAAAAUGAAAACUUGAAAAAAUUUGUGAUUUUAUUUUAAGAAUGCUAUAUAAUAAUUAAUUAGAUAAUUAUAAUUUGAAAUAUGACUGAUUUUCGUUAUUUAAUUCUAUUUAAUUAUUGUGAUAUAAAUGCGAUUGAACAAUGUAAGUAGAUUAUUUUUUUUACACAACGAACAAUUGCGUAAUAAAAAAUUAAAAUUAAAAUUUUUGCGAUAAUAUGGAAAAAAUUUAACGAUUUUUUUAUUUUAAUUUUACCAAUUACAUUUGUCGACCAACUCGCUCGCAGAUAUACUUAUUCAUAUCGCAAAACAAAGCAUGCUCAAAUUGUCGCAUUUUCAUUGUUUCAAUUUCAAAUAUAUACGUCGCGGAAUUUA
Planococcus citri (citrus mealybug) is the source of this 6634-nucleotide messenger RNA. RefSeq lists its product as uncharacterized. The coding region runs from base 1671 to 3311 and encodes 546 amino acids. The record is from RefSeq and is a predicted model, not a curated record. The transcript has 6 exons. Lineage: Eukaryota; Metazoa; Arthropoda; Insecta; Hemiptera; Pseudococcidae.